GAAGACUUUAAAUUUAUAGGUUGACUAUUAUGAUCUUCGAACAAAAUGACCUUCUGCACUGCAUUAUUCAAUGGAUUGUGAUUCACUCUCAAUUUACUCAUUUCCGUUCAUCUGCAUAUUCCCUUUUUCUGUAUCCAUCUUCCAUUAAAUAGUUUUUCAUCUAGAUUAUCUCAGCACUAACUCAUUCCCAUUCAUCCACCCCAUUUUCUACCAUGGCUGUUCAAUUGAUUAUCGAUGCUGCUCUGUCCAAAUUCUUUGAGAAGACUUUUGACAAUUUAUUUUCUCGUUUUGGAGACAUAUUUCGUGGAGACAAAAGUAAAAAGAAACAGAUAAGCAACUUGAAGGGGAAGCUCCUGGCCAUUGAUGUUGUGGCUGAUGAUGCAGAGCAGAAACAGUUCACAAAUCCACGUGUGAGAGAUUGGCUUCUCGCAGCCAAAGAUGCCGUGUAUGAUGCAGAGGAUCUCCUGGAGGAAAUAGAUCAUGAUGCUAAAGAGGUUUGGAAUCCCCUCACUUCUUUUAUCAGUUUCUUUGAAAAUAAAUUUAAGACAAGGAUGGAACAACUCAUUGAAGACCUAGAAGAUCUUGCUUCACAAAGCCGUGUUCUAGGUUUGAAAAAGGCUGAUGAUGUUGGGGUCUCAGGAUGGGUCAGUAAAUUACGAUCAACAUAUUUGCCAAAUGAAAGUGUUAUAUAUGGCAGAGAUGAUGACAAAAAAUUUGUGUUUGAGUGGCUCACAUCUAACACUCACAACAACCUGUCUAUACUUUCUAUUGUGGGAAUGCCUGGGGUGGGUAAAACCACUCUUGCCCAACAUUUAUUUAAUGACCCAAGGAUGGAUAAGAAUAAAUUUGAUGUCAAAGUUUGGGUCUGUGUUUCAGAUGAAUUUGAUGUUUUCAAGGUAUCAAGAGCAAUUCUUGAGGAUGUUACGGGAUCACGUGAUGAUAGCAGAGAUACAGAAAUGGUUCACAAAAGAUUGAAAGAAAAAUUUACGAAGAAAAAAUUUCUUCUUGUUUUGGAUGACGUUUGGAAUGAAAAUCAAUCUAAAUGGGAAGAGGUGCAAAAGCCUCUUGUUUUCGGAGCCCAAGGGAGUAAGAUUCUUGUCACUACACGUAAUAAGGAAGUUGCUACUAUCAUGCAGUCAGAGGAACACUACCUAGAACAACUAGAGUACAAGCAUAGCUGGAGAUUGUUUGCUAAACAUGCAUUCCGAAAUGAUGAUACUGAACCAAAUCCAGAGUACAAGGACAUUGACGUCAAGAUUGUUAAAAAAUGUAAAGGAUUACCUCUUGCCUUGAAAACCAUGGGUAGUCUAUUAUACAACAAAUCAUCUGUUUCAGAAUGGGAAACUGUGUUUCAAAGCGAAAUAUGGAAAUUUUCACAAGAGCGUUGUGAUAUUGUUCCCGCAUUAGCAUUGAGCUAUAUCCACCUUCCAUCUCAUUUGAAGGUCUGCUUUGCUUACUGUGCACUAUUCCCUAAGGAUUAUGAGUUUAGAAAAGAGGAUUUGAUUCACUUGUGGAUAACUGAAAAUUUCUUACACAGUCAUCAACAUAGUAAGACUCCCGAAGAAGCUUGUCAACAAUACUUCAAUGAUUUAAAAUCAAGGUCCCUCUUUCAACAAUCAGGUGAAAAGAAAGAAGUAUUUGUCAUGCAUGACCUUCUAAAUGAUUUGGCAAAAUAUGUUGCUGGAGGCAUAUAUUUCAGAUGCAAAAUUGAUCAAACAAAAAAAAUACAAGAAGUAACUCGUCAUUUUUCAUUUGAACUUGAUUGCAACAGAGACUUUGAAGGGCUUGGAACUUUAUAUAAAACACAAAGGUUACGUACAUUUAUGCCAACAGAGACUAAAGUGAUAAAGGUGCCAAAUUUGAAAGAGUUGAAGAAUCUUAAAGUAAUGAUGAGUUCCUUUAAAGUUGGCUGUAGUAGCGAGUUGGGUAUUCAACGGUUAGGAGAGCUCAACAACCUUCAUGAAAGCCUAUCAAUUGACGAGUUGGAGAAAAUUGAGAAACCCCGGGAUGCAUCAGAUGCAAAUUUGAAGAAUAAUACACACCUUAUGAAGCUAGAGUUGAAAUGGAAUUCAAAGAGGGAAGAGAACUCUAUUGAUUCAAAAAAAGAAGAGGAUGUAAUUGACAAGUUGCAACCUUCCAAAAACUUAAAGGAGUUAUCAAUCUUUAGCUAUGGAGGCACACAAUUUCCAGAUUGGUUACUAGAAGAUUCAUUGUGGGAGAUGGUGUCCUUAGCGUUGAAGGAAUGUAAAUCUUGCCAAAGUUUACCUCCACUUGGACUUUGGAAAUAUCUAAAGGAUUUGAAGAUUGCAGGACUUGACGGGAUAGUGAGUAUUGAUGCUGAUUUUUAUGGGAACAACUCUUCUUCUUUUAAUUCCCUUGAAAAUUUAGAGAUCUCUGAUAUGAAACAAUUGGAAAAAUGGGAAUGUAAAGCUGUGAGAGGUGCUUUCCCAAGUCUAAAACGUCUUUCAAUAAGUAAUUGUCCCAAGCUGGAAGGAGAUCUGCCAGAGCAACUUGUUCCUUUAAAUGAUCUAAAGAUUUCUCAAUGUGAUCAAGCUUUAACUGUUACUGCUCUAAAAGUGCGAUGGCCUACAAUGAAACGUCUAAAAAUAGACGGGGACAACUUGGAAGCAUCAAUGGUGAAAAUUGUUUGGCACUUCACUUCUCUUGAAGUCUUAGACAUUAAUUCACACUCGAAGGCAAACAGUGAUGAAUCUGUCUCUCCGUGGACCUUUCCUCUACAUUUCUUCCCAACAUUAAGUACGCUUAAUCUCAGAGGAUUUCUUAAUCUGCAGAUGAUCUCACAGGUUGACCGUCAUAAUCAUCUCAAGCAUCUGACAAUCGAAAAGUGCCCAAAAUUUGAAUCAUUGCCUGAAAGCAUGCAUACAAUGCUUCCAUCUCUCAUGAGGCUAAGCAUAUAUGAUUGUCAAAAACUUGAGUCGUUCCCUCACGGAGGUUUGCCACCAAAUCUAAAUUUCGUGAAACUCCAGAAUUGCUGCUCCACACUUAUUGGCUCGUUGAAAGGAGCUUUGGGAGCCAAUACCCUGAAAAGCUUGUGGAUUGGACUCGUGGAUGCAGAAUGUUUUCCUGUUGAAGGUUUGCUUCCCCUCUCUCUUACUUCUCUACACAUCUAUCGUUUUGAAAAUCUAAAAAAUUUGGACUACGAGGGUCUUCGUCAACUCUCCUCUCUAGAAAAGCUGAGUCUUCGUGAUUGCCCCAAUCUCGAACGCUUACCGGAGAAGGGUCUUCCCGAAUCAAUUUUACAAUUUUCAAUUUCGGGUAAAUGCUCUUUACUCAAACAUCGUUGUCAGGAAGGAGGGGAAGACUGGGAAAAGAUUGCACACAUCCAAAACCUCGAUGUGGGAAUGACGAGUGGCUGUCAACACUGAGUUAUCUACUAUUCGAUCAAACAUUCCUCUCUUGAAAUUCGUUUCCCAAAGUCCUACUAUAAAUUACGAUGACAUUGCUGGCUAGUUUUUGAUAUAUUGUUUGGUAAUUCCAAGAAUUUACUUCUAAAUACUCAAUUGUUCUUCAAUUUGGAAAUGCUUAAUAUCAGUUAGAACAUGUGAUUUUAGCUAUUUUGAAUUGUUUCAUAUUGUGG
Messenger RNA from Vigna radiata var. radiata (mung bean), 3598 nucleotides. RefSeq names its product putative disease resistance RPP13-like protein 1. Bases 213 to 3386 code for a protein of 1057 amino acids. Lineage: Eukaryota; Viridiplantae; Streptophyta; Magnoliopsida; Fabales; Fabaceae. The record is from RefSeq and is a predicted model, not a curated record. The transcript has 2 exons. Gene Ontology annotation, molecular function: ADP binding. Gene Ontology annotation, biological process: defense response to other organism.